UAAGAAUCAUGCCUGCCAAAGCAAAAGAAGGGGUGGGCUGCAAUAAAGAAUGGAGAAAAGAAAAAAAGAAGAACAUUGCCAACCCCAUCUUGAAGUUACAAAUUGCAGGAAAAGGCUCUUCAUGAUUCCCAACCCAACUAAAACUUCUUUGCUCUUCUUCUCCAGCUCUCACAUACUCAUACUCCAGUUGGCUUAGUUCAUGCAAGAUCCAAAGAACUCAAACACAAGGAAGCCUUGGUAUCAAAGAGCAAUCGAGAUGGCCACUGUAUGGAGACCCAUUUCCAAGUCCACAGAAAUCCCGACGACAAACGCUACGCCAUGGAAAACCAUUAAUUCCAAAAGUAGCAGCAAAGAUAUCCCAAGUACCAGUACUAGAUCAGUACAUAAGCUAAGAAAAUGCACCUCUCUAAGGGUAGCCACUUCAUUCACUCGAGUUUGUCUUUGUGCACCAAUCUCUUCUUACAACGAGGUUUUCCGAGCUGAUCAGGUGCCACCCAGAAGAAGCAACAGCUACCCAAGAUCAAAGCCAUUUCCCACUACUACUACUACUACUACUACGUCACAAGAUCAUCAGAGAAUUAUUCCUUUUCCAAGUCAUGCAAGACUUAGUGUGGAAGGAAGAAGAGUUUUCCGUGGAAAGUCUUUGACCGACGACGUUUUAAUGAGAAGAUUUGUUGUCGAAGAAGAAGCAAUGAUGCAAGUUAGGAGGAGGAAUCAAAUGGAAGUGAUAAGGAGGAGGAGUAUUAUGAGAAGGAAGAAGCUGGGUCCUAGUCGUCUUAGUAGAAUGGUGAUGGCAGGGCGGGAGGAUCAUGAUCAGGCCGAUCACGAACAUUAAUUAUGCAUGAUCAUUAGUACGUAGUACGUACAUGAUAGUUUGCAUGCAUGUGUCCAAAUGGUAAAUUUUGAAAAUAUUUCCCCUUCAUUUUAUUGUUUGAUCAAUGAUCUGAUCAUCUAGCUC
Messenger RNA from Juglans microcarpa x Juglans regia, 958 nucleotides. RefSeq lists its product as uncharacterized. The transcript is spliced from 2 exons. Lineage: Eukaryota; Viridiplantae; Streptophyta; Magnoliopsida; Fagales; Juglandaceae. Bases 200 to 835 code for a protein of 211 amino acids. The record is from RefSeq and is a predicted model, not a curated record.